AUGACUGAAAUGUUGAAUCAUGAAUCAGGAAGAGCGAGAUGCUGGAGAUGGAAAACAUUUCCCGAGUUAAUCCAGGUAUUGCUUGACAUUAGUCAAUUGAAGGAGUUCGACCGAAACAAGAAGGGGAAUGAAAUACAGAUCCGAUUUCCUGUUCAAAAAUUGAAUCCUGUUCUCGAAAGAUUGCGUAAAGUGUACACACCAUACGCGGUGGAUCGUGUAGUUGACCAACUUGCGGCAACAACUACAUCCUACAACAUAAUUAAGGACAAGAACACAUAUACUGUAGCAAGUCACACAGAGCUCUACACUGCAAAAACGGAUCUGACCGAAUGCUCUUGCACGUUUUUCCAGAACUUUGGUCUUCCCUGCAGACACCUACUAUUUCUGUCCGAAAAGGAGUCAAUCCUGGUACCUGUAGAAGAAUACAAAAGGAAAUGGCAUUUGAACGAGGACGAGGAAUCGAUACAAGACGAAUCUCAGGAAGCUUGGUCUCCAAUAGUCCUUGAACAGCAACGAAAUAGAGUUAGAACAACCCGUGACGACAUGUUCAAUAGAGCUCUUCAAUCGACCAAAAGCCUGACGAAUGAACUCCAAAAUGUCCCCCUGCUAGCCUUCGAAGGAUACCUUCAAGUAUUGGAGGAAUUUAAAACCUGUUCGCCGGAACCGACCGUUUCAAAUAAUAAUUGGGUAGCUGAUCCGGUCGUUCCAGCAGUGGUUGAUCUGGUCGUUCCAACAGUGGCUGAUCCGGUCGAUCCAGCAGUGGCUGAUCCGGUCGAUCCAGCAGUGGCUGAUCCGGUCAAUCCAGCAGUGGCUGAUCCGGUCGUUCCAGCUUCGGGCGAUCCAGUCUUUCCAAUUACGGAUGAAAUCGAAAAUGCUGCUGUAGUGGUUCAUUUGGACCAUUCAUAUGGAACGAAUGGGGUACCGACUACUGUAGAAGUUGAGGAGGAUCAACUAAGACAAAAAGGAGCAAGAGUGGAUGAAAAUCUGAUGCUCUUAAUGCUCCCCAACACCAAAAAUCGCGCUGGACGCCCACGAGGAACGAGAAAGCUGGACCACCCAAAGAAUGCUCCUAAGCCAUUCGAUAAGAAAAAGAAAUCAGACCAGAAACAUAUUUUCUUGACUUGGUUCAUCGGUAGCAAGAAGGCAGAGGAAGUUCUUCUAUCAAAGCGGUUAAUCGCCGAAGAGAUGCGACACCAAAUGCCGGAGCAAGUGUCAAGUGCAGUCCAGAAUCCUAAGAUCGAAUUCGACAACUUCAGAAAGUUGUUUGAUGAAAAUGCAUGGAUGUCGGAACUACCAAUGGUUGUAACAAAGAAGCGAAUUAACACACAUUUGUGUUACUACAACAAGCCUGUGGAUGGGGGGGAUAUUGUGUGAUUCUUUCCUCGUUCCAUGUCACAGAAAAUGUGAAAAAUUGACACCUGGAGAGGUGAUAAAAAGUAGAUACUACACAUGUACU
Messenger RNA from Daphnia magna, 1456 nucleotides. RefSeq lists its product as uncharacterized. NCBI's taxonomy places the organism in Eukaryota, Metazoa, Arthropoda, Branchiopoda, Diplostraca, Daphniidae. The transcript is spliced from 6 exons. Gene Ontology annotation, molecular function: zinc ion binding. The record is from RefSeq and is a predicted model, not a curated record. Bases 1 to 1374 code for a protein of 457 amino acids.